AUGUUUCUCGGCUGGAUAGAUUAUGGAGUUUUAAUUUUACUAUUGAUUUUCUCUGGUGGUAUUGGUAUUUAUCACGGUUGUGCACAAUCAAAACAAGUAUCAGCAAAAGAUUUUCUUGUUGCUGAUGGUCGAAUGAGAGUGUUACCGACAGCGAUGAGUUUGCUAGCAAGUAUAACAUCUGCCGCAUCUCUUCUUGGAAUGCCUGUUGAAAUCUAUUAUUAUGGAACAAUGUUUGUCUAUUGUAUCAUCUCAUGGUUUUUGGCAACAUAUAUAACAAUGAAAUUUUUCAUUCCGAAAUUUCAUUUGAUCGGAAAUAUUAGUAUUUAUGCUUAUCUUGAACAACGAUUUUCAUUAACAAUUCGUAUAUUGGUUACAUGUAGUUUUAUUUUAGUUACUAUUCUUUAUAUGUCUGUUAUUUUAUAUGGACCAAGUUUAGCCUUGAGUCAAGUGACUGGAUUAAAUAUUUGGAUUGCAGUUGGGUUAUGUGGAGUGAUUUGUACGGUUUAUACGAGUAUUGGAGGAAUAAAAGCCGUCAUUUGGACUGACGUUAUUCAAGCGUUAAUCAUGUUUCUUGGUCUUAUUUCAACUAUUAUAUUUGGUUUAAUUGAUGCUGGCGGAAUAUCAAAAGUAUUUGAAAUAAUGAAACAUGGUAAUCGAUUACAAUUAUCAGUUAUUACAUUUGAUCCAUCUAUUCGUUAUACAAUAUGGAGUAUAUUAAUUGGUACGACAUUUUCUACUACAGCUCAAUAUGCUUGUAUUCAAACUCAAGCACAAAGAUAUAUGUGUGUUAGAGACACAAAAACAGCACAAAAAGUAGCUUGGACGAAUUAUAUAAUGAAUGUUAUAAUGCAAAUGCUUUGUUUAUGUGUUGGAUGUUUACUUUACGCUAAAUAUAGUCAAUGUGAUCCUCUUAGAGCAAAAAUUAUUGCUCGAUCAGAUCAAAUGUAUCCGUUGUUUGUCAUUGAAACAUUAGGAAAAUUUCCUGGUUUAACAGGCCUUUUCAUUGCUUGUAUUUUAAGUGCAACAUUAAGUACAUUUUCAAGUGGAGUGAAUAGUAUAGCAACAGUUAUUUUUGAAGAUAUUUAUAAAAGAUUAUCAAUUAAAAUUGAAAUAUCGAAUGAACAACAAGUUAUUCUUUCGAAAAUAUUAUCGGUGUUAGUUGGUUGCUUAACAGUAUUUAUGGCAUUUAUUGUUUCUUAUAUGAAGAGUAAUAUUAUUACAAUUAUUGUUCAAAUAUUUGGUGCAUUCGUUGGUCCUGUUCUUGGUCUAUAUUUACUUGGAUUGUUUUCAUCACGAGUUAAAAGUCCAAGUGCAUUAGUAUCUUUCUUUCUUUCAUUGACAUUUCAAGUAUUUGUACUUCUUGGAUCAAUCUUCACUGAUAAACCACUUAAUAAACAAGGAGGACGACUACCUACUUCUAUUCUUGGAUGUGUACCAUCUAGUAAUAUAACUAUUUCAACCUCAAUUACAGCAACAAAUCAUAGUUAUCAUAUAUUGAUGCCUCUGUUUUCCAUAUCACCUCUUUGGUUUAUUUUUAACGGAACAAUCCUUACUAUUGUGUUUGGAAUAGUUUUGACUUUUAUUCUAGAUUCUAAUGAUUCAAAAAUUAUCAAUCCAUCUUUACUAGUGUCUCGGAAUGAAAUAUUUUCAUGUUUUUCAUCGAGAAAAAAUCAAGCGAACAGAUGA
Molecule: messenger RNA, 1686 nt
Organism: Adineta ricciae
Lineage: Eukaryota; Metazoa; Rotifera; Eurotatoria; Adinetida; Adinetidae
Source: the annotation of a GenBank genome assembly